AUGGCCUCCCUGCGAUCAGAUAAGUGGGACUUCCUGCAGGAUGAUGCGCAAGUGCAGGAGGAUACUUUGCUGGAAGCCAGUGAACUUCGCGAAAAGGCGAAUGCUCUUACACAUCAUGCGCAGGCUGAGGACAUGGAGACCCGGCAGCAGCACUUGCACGAGGCCUUGGCAAUGUACCGGAGAGCUGACGCGCUGCUGAAGGGCCGCAUCCAGGAGCCGCAGAUUGCUUCAAUGGUGCUACAGAUCCGGCUCAAUGCUGCAUGCCUUGCAGUGCAGAUUGCGGAACAAGCUUCACACUCCGUCGACAGGCAGCAGGCAGAACAAUGUGCAACUGGCUUUGCGCAUGCAGCACUGGAGAUUGAUCCAGAGAAUCCUCAUGCAGCCUUGAUCCUGGCACGUCUUUCAGUUGGCCGGCAAAAUUCUCAAGCCGAGCAGUUUCUGCAGAAAGCCCAGAUGUGGUCCCUGAAGCGACACGACGAGGACGUCCUAAGGCAAGCGCAAGAGCUGGCAAAGCGCCUGACGCAGGGCGAUUCUCCAACACUCCUGGUGCGGAAGGGUGCCGAACUCUUCAAGCAGGGAAAGCUUCUUGAGGCUGAGCGCCUCUUGACCCAAGCGAUUGACUACCUUGACCGAAAGGAGCAUGGAGGUCCCAUUGAAGUGCUGGCAGCUCAGCCACUGAGGGCGCUAGCCUUCGACGCUUUGGAGGUAAAGGCAGAAUGCUUGGCAGCCGGCGGCGACUUCGCAGCUUCCCUGAAAUGCGGCGGGCAAGCCGCUGGCCUCCUCGAAGCAAAGGCGCCUUUCGCAGAGCCCGAGCGAAGCAGGCGCGAAGGCCUGCUGUAUCUAUCCUUGGGACAUGCUGCAGAGGCUGCCCGAGACAAGGAUGCGCUAUCCUUCUUUCGGAGAGCAGCACAAGCACUCCAGAGGUCAGAUGCAUCGCCUUCUGUGGAAGGGAGGGCCUUGCUCGAGUUUGGCCUUCGCUUGGUUCAGGAGUUCGACAACGGUGAUCAAGAGGCCGCCGAUUUGGCCAUGCCAACAUUAGAACGAGCCCUUGACAAGCUGAAGCUGGCACAUGGGCAGCUGCUGAAAUCCAAGCCGGCUGGCCAAGAUGCUAGUUUGCAGAAGCAGAAUGCCGUGGCUUCUGAACGCCUCCUGAGCAGGCAGCUGCAAGCUCAGGUGGCGCUAUGCUCGCUACAUCUAGCACAGCGAGACAAAGCUGCAGCAGAGGAGGUGCUCAAUGCCUCCCAACACCUUCUGCGAGUUGUGGAGGAUUGCGAGUCCCCCUUGCAAUGGGCCGCCUUAUGUGGAAGAUGGGCCUUUGCUGCUGCGCAGGUGGGCCGUUUCAGGGAAGCUGAAGAUGCACUCCGCCUGAAGUGGAAUCUAGCAGGUGGCAAAGAUCCUGAGUGGGGCCAAAGCCGUUCCGAUUUGCCGGAUCAGCCUUCGAGCCCAGAAGAAGCAGAACGUCUGCGUUUGCAGCAGGAG
This is a messenger RNA of Symbiodinium pilosum, 1479 nucleotides long. Lineage: Eukaryota; Dinophyceae; Suessiales; Symbiodiniaceae. The record is from the annotation of a GenBank genome assembly.